AUGACCAAUUUCACAAACCAUGAAAAUGCCCAUGAUUUCGUUUGGCGAGUGAAAAAUGAGAGUAUAACUACAAACAUGACGAAUUCGGGAAUAUCCAAUGAACAUGUCCAUAGUUAUGCUUCGCAAGUGAACAAUGCUCUAAGAAGUAUUAACGAAGCUACAGAAGAUAUGGGAGCAAUAACAUCAUCACGUGUGCAUGGUUUUGCUUCGGGAGUGGACAAUGCCUUAAGGAGUAUCAACAGCGAAGCUAAAGAAGAUUUCGGAAACAUAACAUCACGUGUUCACGGUUAUGCUUCGCCAGUGGAUAACCAUAUCAAGAACAACACAAUUGGUACUAUAUCAUCAUCACAAGUGAAAUCAAAUGCACCAAAACGCAUUUCCCGUGAUGUUGAAGGUUUUAGAUUAUUUUCCCUGGCUGAGCUUGAAGAUGCCACCAACAACUUCUCGGUGGAAAACAAGCUUGGUGGUGAUUUGUACAGAGGCAGACUUGGUGAUGGUCGUGACGUGGUAAUCAAGAGGAAGAGGUUCCACAUACCCGCAUCUGAAUUGGCAUUCUUGUCCCGUAUACACCACAAACACUUGGUUAGGUUUGUUGGGUUCUGUGAAGUGAGAGAUGAAGAAGAGUUCUUGGUAUAUGAGUACAUGAAGAACGGAUCAGUGCAAGAUCAUUUGCAUGGCAAGAACAACGUGGACAAGAGUAGCACCUUCUUGAAUUCAUCAUGGAAAAUGAGGAUCAAAGUUGCUUUGGAAGCUGCACGAGGUAUAGAAUAUCUUCAUGAUUGUGCAGAUCCAUCUAUAAUUCACGGUGACAUCAACUCUUCUAACAUUCUUCUUGAUGAGACUUGGACUACAAGAGUAUCUGAUUAUGGGUUAUCAUUAACGAGUCCAGAAUCUGAGGAUGAAGAAGGAACCGUUGGAUACACUGACCCUGAUUAUGAUAAUGUAAAUGAGUUGAAAGAAAAGAGUGGUGAUGCAUAUGGACUUGGAGUUGUACUGCUAGAGCUUCUAACAGGAAGGAGAAAUAUAAUUGAAGGAGUUACCCUACUAAGUGUUAUAGAUAUUCAAGAUUUUACAAAAGGAGAGAGAGACGUAGAUGAAGUGGGUUUCUUGGUAGACUUUGCAGUGCCUCAUAUUAAGGGUAGAACAUUGGAAAAAGUUUUGGACCCAAGGGUUGAACCACCGGUGAAGGAAAGUGAAGUAAAGGCAUUGUAUUCAAUGUCCCACAUCGCUAUGCGUUGUGCAGAACGGAAAUGGGAAGAUAGACCAGUCAUUGCUGACAUUGUGACCAAUUUGAAGGAGGCGUUCGAUAUUUACUGA
This is a messenger RNA of Abrus precatorius (Indian licorice), 1317 nucleotides long. Its product is annotated as putative serine/threonine-protein kinase-like protein CCR3. The transcript has a single exon. The record is from RefSeq and is a predicted model, not a curated record. The coding region runs from base 1 to 1317 and encodes 438 amino acids. Gene Ontology annotation, biological process: protein phosphorylation. Gene Ontology annotation, molecular function: ATP binding; protein serine/threonine kinase activity. Lineage: Eukaryota; Viridiplantae; Streptophyta; Magnoliopsida; Fabales; Fabaceae.